This is a messenger RNA of Mya arenaria, 979 nucleotides long. RefSeq names its product GTPase IMAP family member 9-like. Gene Ontology annotation, molecular function: GTP binding. The coding region runs from base 1 to 774 and encodes 257 amino acids. NCBI's taxonomy places the organism in Eukaryota, Metazoa, Mollusca, Bivalvia, Myida, Myidae. The record is from RefSeq and is a predicted model, not a curated record. The transcript has 2 exons.
AUGGAGGAAAUAAAGAAACCAAACAAUUAUCGGCUGCUUCUGGUAGGCAGGACGGGGGCGGGGAAAAGUUCGACCGGAAACACAAUCCUCGGAUGGACGGCCUUCGCCUCAUCAGCGGGCCUGGGAUCGGUCACAGCGAAAGUGACGUCAGCAGAGGGGGAAGUGGAUGGCCGUAGAGUAGUUGUGGUCGACACCCCGGGAUUUUUCGACACCGGGAGCGGAAACAAGCUCCUGUCGACGCAGCUUGUGCGCAUGUACGCGGCGCUUGCUCCCGGUUUUCAUGCGCUUAUUUACGUCAUGUCGCCUGAAAGAUUUACAAGAGAGUGCAUUAAAACGAAAAAUUUGUUCUUUAAAGUGUUUGGUCCCAGUGUCGCUCGAUUUACGAUUAUAGUCUUGACGGGAAAAGACAAAACAGACGCAGAAAACAUCUCACUGCAAGGUUUAGUCUCCAGUGGAAACGCAGAAUUUCAAGCGUUCCUACAACAAUGUGUUGGUCGUAUAUUUGCUUUAAACAACAAAGCCUCGGAAAAUGAAAGGGCAUUUCAAGUUUCUGAACUUUUUAAGAUAAUCACGGAGAUCCAGAAGAUGUCUGGAGGUCACUAUUUCACAAAUCUCCAGUUUCAAACAAUGAAAUUGUACCGGCGACUGGGUCUCCUUCGCGGUGAACAAAAUGUCAAAAGGCGCGCCAGUGUCUCUUCCGGCGGAUAUCGGACAGGUAUGGCGUCGAAGAACAGAGCGUCUGGGGUCCCCAGAGUGCUGAGAACCGGAAGUUAACGGUAACCAUGAAGCUUCUGGAGAACCGCGAGUUCAAUGACCUGCACGUGACCGAAGCAGACGACAGUGAAAAUCUAGACGACACGGUAGCGACGGCUGGUGGAAAACCAUCGGACGAUAAAUUAGAAGAACUGAGGAAUCCUACGUAUUUUGAAAAAUUGGUGGCGUUUUUCUCAAGACUAUUCGGAACGUUUUUCAAAUCAAU